AUGGCGUCUGCUGCUCUGAGAGCCAGCGAUUCCACCUUGGAGAAUGGCUCAUUGGCUGGGGUGGAACCAAAUUGCAGUCCCAGUCUUGUUGAGAGCGGGGAGUAUAUGCUUGACGGCCCUCAGGAGGAGCCUGUAUACUCUGUCUUUUCGCCAGGUUUGCGGCGAUACAUUGUCGUCUGUGCUUCAUGGGCUGGCCUCUUUUCCCUUCUUUCGGCAAACAUUUAUUUUCCGGCGUUGAAUGCCAUGGGGAGAGACUUGAAGGUUUCUGCCUGGGAGAUGAACUUGAGCAUCACAACAUAUAUGGUAAUGCAAGGUUUGGCACCGAUGUUCGUGGGAGAUUUCGCGGACACGGCAGGCAAGCGACCGGCAUAUAUGGCUUGUUUUGCCAUAUAUAUUGCUGCGAAUAUUGGGCUGGCAUUGCAGAACAACUUCGCGGCUCUACUUGUGUUGCGGUGCUUGCAGAGCGCUGGGAGCGGCGCGACGAUUGCUCUUGCUUCUGGAGUUGUGGCUGAUAUAGCCCCAUCAGCCCAGAGGGGGUCGUAUAUCGGUUAUACCAUGGCAGGCUCGUCGACAGGUCCUUCGAUCGGGCCCGUAAUCGGUGGUUUGCUGGCCCAUUACCUGAGCUGGAGAGCAAUAUUCUGGUUCCUCGUUAUCAUGGCUUCGGUGUUCAUUAUCCAGUACAGCUUGUUCUGUCCGGAAACAUCGAGGAAUAUUGUGGGAAACGGGUCGAUACCGCCGCCGAGGUGGAAUAAGUCACUUGUUUCGUAUGCGGACAGGCAUGAAUCGAGCCAGCAUGCGGAUCGGCCAGCCAUGAGGCCACAAUGGAGAAUCCCUAAUCCUGUAAAUGCGAUAUUGAUCGUGUUUCGAAAGGAUACCAUGCUCACGCUCUUAAGCAAUGCAAUUAUUAUCUGCGGGUAUUACGUGAUUGCCGCUUCCAUCCCGAAAAUUUUUGACGAGAAAUAUGGAUAUAGCGAGUUUCAGAUCGGUCUUUGUUUCCUUCCGUUCGGCGUGGGCUCUGCCGUGGCCUCAAUCAUCACCGGCUAUAUCGUCGACUGGAAUUACAAAAGAAUCGCCAAGGAGAUUGGGUAUCCCAUUCAAAGAAAUAAGGAGCGAGACCUGAAGAAUUUCCCGAUCGAAAAAGCAAGGCUUCAACUAACGCUACCGCUUCUUUUUGUCGCAUGCUGUAGCACACUGGUGUUCGGCUGGACCCUGCAGUUUAAUGUAUCUGUUGCAUUUCCCCUAGCUGCUCUAUUCUUUGCUGGAGCGUCGCUGCUCGGCGCUUUUAAUACACUUGGAACACUGAUUGUCGAUUUGCACCCAAACAAUGCCGCGACAGCCACAGCCGCAAAUAAUCUUGUUCGGUGUCUUCUUGGAGCGGGAGCGACCGCGGGGAUUCUACCCAUGGUAGACAAGUUGGGUCGGGGAUGGAGUUUCACUGUGGUAGCUUUCGGUAUGCUCACCACGGCUCCUAUGAUGUUGGCUACCGUUUAUUAUAAUCCAGGAUGGAGAAAAGAUCAAGAGAAGUGA
Molecule: messenger RNA, 1527 nt
Organism: Uncinocarpus reesii 1704
Lineage: Eukaryota; Fungi; Ascomycota; Eurotiomycetes; Onygenales; Onygenaceae
Exons: 2
Coding region: 1-1527 (508 amino acids)
Biological process (GO): transmembrane transport
Molecular function (GO): transmembrane transporter activity
Source: RefSeq, a predicted model, not a curated record